AUGGUUAAGAAGACCAACUCCGACGUCACCGACUUCGACAACCAGGUGGGCAGCCUGGACAUGGCCCUCGAGCUCGACGACGAGGGGGACGUCUUCAUCGCGCAGCGCGAGUUUUGGGCGCGCCUCCGGACCCGUCUCUCCGUCAACAAUGCGUCCCAGGGGCUAGACGUCCUGGACGCCAUGGCCAUGGACAUCCUCGUGAUCCUGCCGCACCCCGACCAGAUGCAGGCCGGCGAGCCUGCCGAGCACUCCGUCCUGUCGAUCCCGCUGCCGCCGUUGGUGCCCACGCCAGAGUCGACGUCACCGCCGCCGCGUCCAUCGACAGGAACCAGAUCGUCGCCACGGACGUCUUCCAAGACGAGACCGCCAUCGAAGAAGAAACAGAAGGCCGCGGCCAAGAAGAAGGCCGAGGCCUACGACUUCCGGUUGCCGACGACGGCGCCCGCGCGACUGAAGAUCGACCUGGCCGCACUUGCGCAGCGCCCCUUCAGCAAGGGCCUCGCUCCGUUCCGCUUGGCGUACCCCUGGCGCAAACAGCGGUGCUGGUAG
Messenger RNA from Phytophthora sojae, 549 nucleotides. RefSeq lists its product as hypothetical. Bases 1 to 549 code for a protein of 182 amino acids. The transcript is spliced from 2 exons. Lineage: Eukaryota; Oomycota; Peronosporomycetes; Peronosporales; Peronosporaceae. The record is from RefSeq and is a predicted model, not a curated record.